ACAUUUGCCGGACUCGUUUGGAAGCAUGGGACGUCGUGCGCGUGUGCGACGCAAUAUCCUGUUGCCAUGGUGAGCGGUGCGGCCCAGUUCUACAGUAAAGCCCCGGGAUGCCGGAAGACGUUUCCAGCUCGGGUUCCGUCCCUCAGCUCCGAUCGUACAAUAGCCGCCAGCCCGUGCAGGUUGUGUUCUGUAACCGGAGUCCGCGCACCGUGAAGCCCAUAUGGGUGAAUUUCAAUGGGGAGCCGCAGUCUUACCCGACACUCCCCGCGGGUACGGGCCGGCGGAUGAACACCUACCUCGGGCACAUCUGGCUAUUUCGAGAAGCUGAAACAGACGUGGGUCUUGUGGUCAACAAGAAGGAGAUAUAUGUGCCCAGCCCAAUUGUAAAUGGACAGCCUGCUCUUGUAAAUAUCUCACUGCCAGUUUUUAGUCUGAAAGAGUGCAGUCUACAAGUUGUCAGGAGUCUUGUGAAACCAGAGGACUACCGAAAGCUGGAAAUUGUGGUUUCUUUGUAUGAAGAGCUGGAAAACAGGCCUGAUGUUCUAAAAGACUUGCGUCGACUGGCAAUCGGGUUCUGGGAACAAACGAGAGGAUCAGACUCGUAAAUAUGGAAGCAAAGGCUCCAGUGGAAUCCCAGAUUAUUGGAAACCCGGUAUGGCAAGCUAAAUGGCAUUUCUGGAAAUGUGCUCAGGACAGACCUUAUACCAGAGAGUCUUGUAGGGGACCAUGUACUAUAAAGUAUAAUAUCUACACAA
Molecule: messenger RNA, 755 nt
Organism: Xenopus laevis (African clawed frog)
Lineage: Eukaryota; Metazoa; Chordata; Amphibia; Anura; Pipidae
Gene: vhl.L
Product: von Hippel-Lindau tumor suppressor L homeolog
Exons: 3
Coding region: 108-605 (165 amino acids)
Biological process (GO): regulation of gene expression
Cellular component (GO): plasma membrane; cytoplasm; endoplasmic reticulum
Source: RefSeq, a predicted model, not a curated record